Molecule: messenger RNA, 804 nt
Organism: Lasiosphaeria miniovina
Lineage: Eukaryota; Fungi; Ascomycota; Sordariomycetes; Sordariales; Lasiosphaeriaceae
Exons: 2
Coding region: 1-804 (267 amino acids)
Source: RefSeq, a predicted model, not a curated record
AUGCGAUCUUCUUGCCCCGGAUUGCCGGUGCUCCUAAUCUCCAUCUUCGCCUCUCAAACGCUUGCGUUUCCCAGUCCCAAUGGUGCAGCGUCGUCGUUGUCGAUCCUCUUCCGUUCCGACUAUGAGGACGAGGUGUGCGACCCAAUGACCUUGCGCGGCUCCGACACCGUGCCCCCGUGUCUGGAGAUCCGGGCCAUCGAGACAAUAUGCACGCCUAACGGGACUUCGCCCUUGGCCCUCAAGGCCCAUCAGGAGUGCAUGUGCGAAGGGUCCUUUUUUGACGAGUGGCCGUUCUGUCUGCAGUGCCUCUACCUGCACGGCCUGCGGACGCAGCGCGAGGUAGCCUUCUACGAGAGCGUGCUCUCGGCGGCGUCGACAACACUCUGCCACGUGCCGACGCCGGCCGACGUGUUCGCGUCCGUGUUCAGCAGCGCCAAGGCCGCGGCGCCGUCCCCGACGACGGGCGACACGGUGAGCAGCGACCAGGCCGUCGGCCAGACCGCCGUCAGCCUCUACUUCACGGCCCCUAGCGGCCACAGCCAGGGCCCCGGCCGCAUCACGGGCGAGGCUGCCGCCGCGACGGCGACGCGGCUGUUCACCGCCCCGCCGCACACGCCGACCACUGCUGCCGCGUCGCAGCAGUCGUGCGCCGCCGCAACCACAGCCCGGCCAUCGGCGACGGGCGCGGCAUCUAGUGCAAUUGCAGGCUCUUCGGUUGCUACGAGCCGGGGGCCCAGGGCCCGAGCCGGAAGAAAGGGCUUGUUGUUUGCGGCGGUCGCGGCGGUCGCAUGUGCGGCGCUGUGA